This is a messenger RNA of Poecilia latipinna (sailfin molly), 1170 nucleotides long. RefSeq names its product protein disulfide-isomerase A2-like. Gene Ontology annotation, biological process: protein folding; response to endoplasmic reticulum stress. The transcript has 7 exons. The record is from RefSeq and is a predicted model, not a curated record. NCBI's taxonomy places the organism in Eukaryota, Metazoa, Chordata, Actinopteri, Cyprinodontiformes, Poeciliidae. Gene Ontology annotation, cellular component: endoplasmic reticulum. The annotation marks the transcript as partial. Gene Ontology annotation, molecular function: protein disulfide isomerase activity.
UUUGAUGAUGGCAGAGAAGACUAUGUGUGGUCAGAAGAAGAGAAAUUAGACAAACACAACCUAACCUCCUUCAUCAAGGAAAACAGCCUGGAGCUCAUUAUCCCAUUCAACCCCGAGGUAGCAGACAAGAUCUUCGCUUCUCGUAUCCGCCUGCAUAGCCUGCUGUUCAUCAACUCCACAGUGCAGGGUCAGCUGGAGCUGGUGGAGCAGGCCAAGGCUGUCGCCAAGGAGUUUAAGGGCAAGAUGUUGUUUGUUCUGAUUGAUGUGACACAGGCCCUGUCACAUGUGCUAAAUUAUUUUGGAGUGUCAGAAAGCGACGCACCGACUGCAAGGAUCAUCCACAUGGAAACACAGAAGAAGUUCAGUAUUCCCUCUGGAGCUCUAACAGCAGAUUCACUGUGGCUGCUGUGUCAGGAAGUUGUUGACGGCAUUGCAAUGCCAUACUAUCGUUCUGAAGAGAUUCCAGAGGAGUGGGACAAAGAACCAGUCAAAGUCCUGGUGGGCAAGAAUUUUAAAUCUGUGGCUCUGGACCCAGCCAAAAACGUCUUUAUUGAGUUUUAUGCUCCAUGGUGUGGACACUGCAAAGAACUGGCUCCGAUUUGGGACCAGCUGGGAGAGAAAUAUGCUGAUCAUGAAAACAUCAUCAUAGCCAAGAUGGACGCCACAGCCAAUGAAGUGGAGUCGCUUGUCAUUUCAGGAUUUCCAACCAUCAAAUAUUACCCAGCUGAAGGCAAAGAGGUGGUCGACUACACGGGAAACCGAGAUCUGGAGACAUUUAGCAAGUUCCUAGAUAGUGGAGGAGUUUUACCACAGGAAGAAAAUGGCGAGGAUGAUGAUGAUGAUGAUGAUGGUGAGGAGAGCUCAGAUGCAAAAGAAGAAGACAGCAGUGGUGAUCAAAGCAAGGAAGUAGACGAGUCUGCAGAAAUUUCUGAAAACAAGACGUCCAAAGACGAACUGUAAUCGUGCUUAAUGCAUAUUAAGGUCAAGCUAUCUUCUUCCAAUUUUCUUAGUAAAAGUUAUACAACUUAUGAAUCGUUGUCUCUCUACUGAGAAUUAGAAUGAGUGUUUAAGCUCUCAGUUUGCUACUUUUAAAACUAUUUGAUUCUUAAAAUGAUAAAGUUUGAUUUGACAACUUGAGGACAAAGAAUAAAGCUGUAUUAAGGAAAGAAA